Hibiscus syriacus is the source of this 741-nucleotide messenger RNA. Its product is annotated as zinc finger CCCH domain-containing protein 3-like. The record is from RefSeq and is a predicted model, not a curated record. NCBI's taxonomy places the organism in Eukaryota, Viridiplantae, Streptophyta, Magnoliopsida, Malvales, Malvaceae. Gene Ontology annotation, cellular component: U12-type spliceosomal complex. The coding region runs from base 198 to 593 and encodes 131 amino acids. The transcript has 4 exons. Gene Ontology annotation, molecular function: zinc ion binding; nucleic acid binding.
UUUAAGAAAUAUGUAUGGAUCUGCUAGAUUGAAACAAUGCAAUGCAAGGUAAGAAGGGGAAGGCGAAAGCUUCUUUCUUCUUCUACCAAGGCUUCUUUGUAGCAGCGUCAGCAAUCAUCGGAGUGAAGAACAUCCUACUAUAAAUAAUAGCAGUAUAUUGAACAAGUGGUAGAAGAGAGAAGAAAAGGGAGAAAGGAAUGCCGAUAGGGAAGUACUACUGCGACUACUGCGAUAAGCAGUUCCAAGACACCCCAGCUGCUCGAAAACGCCACCUGCAGGGCCUCCAACACCUCCGUGCCAAAGCCCAAUGGUUCCACUCCCUCAACGCCCCCGAUCUCUAUCAAAGUUCAUCGCAACCCUUUUCAAAAGGCGUCUGCAAUCGCUUCCUCAAAACGGGAUUUUGCCAUUUCGGAGAUAACUGCAAAUAUUUCCAUCCCAACAACGAUUCCCGGGGACCUAUUCCUCAACCUGCACCAGGUGGUGUGGAGGGGACUGGUAAUGGCAUGACAAUGUCGUGGGGAAAUCUGCCACCAUCCUUGCAGCCUCCUCCGGAGUCUGGUUAUCCAUCGCUUCCCUUUGUGGAUUGGGGUUAAAACUUAAAACUACUCUACAUGCUAUGUUUUUUAGACGCCAAUUCUGUCGUAUGCUGCUAUAUCUUCUUCAUUGUUUAAGCUAUAAUGUCUUUGUUUUAUGCCAAUGUUAAUACAUGUUGAAUAAAACACUCAGUUUCUGUUUCCUUUU